GGGCAAUCUGACGAUCGGCAGUGAGUGCAUAUAAUGGCUUGAAUGGAUACAGCCCAUUCCUUCAACGACUCCUGUCAGACCUGCCCUACCGGCCUCAACUGCGCACAGCUGAGCCAACGUCAGCCAGCGAGCACACUGUCUAGGUGCCUAUCACCUAUAGGCGACGGUGUAGCACCCUCUCUGGAUGCUCAGCCAUCUGUCUGUGUCACCACUAACCCUUCCGAGGCUUGGACCCAACGCCACCUCUCCACUACUGCUCCUUCCUUGGCCGAUUCGCACAACAGACCCCAGUCUGGGCAGUCCUCGGUCAAGCCAACGGCCGUGACAUGUCUGGUCGUGCCGUCCCUCUCGUCAGCUUGCAGGCGCAACCGACCGCCACGGCGAUGAGGCGACUAGGAAACUGCACCGGGCGUCCGCCCAGCCUUGCCUGGCCCCUGCAUGCAACCCUCCAUUGGUCAUCGUGGGCGCUUAUGAUAUCUGGCUGCCUUCCCACGUUACUCGGGCACACGCCGAUGUGUCUCUCGGGGCUGGUAUAUAAGCCACGUACCUAGAGCCCGCUCCUACUCCAGACUCACUCAGUCAGUUGCCCAUCAGUCUGUCUAUAUUCGCAUAUAGGCCCAGCUCAGCAGCCGCCAGCACAGAACAGCGCAACACAAAAGAACACUUUGGCGAGCCGAGGCCAACCCCAACCCUGUCCACUUUAGCAGUACAGCCUGCCCAAGAUGCUUGAUACAACCCUCCCCGCGGCUGGUAGGAAGCGCCUCGUGGUCUGUUGCGAUGGCACCUGGAUGAACUCGGACUCGGGCUACGACAAGAGGAGUCAGUCGCUGCAGACCCCGUCCAACGUCACCCGCCUCUCGCGCGCCCUCAAGCGCCACUGCAAGGACGGCAGGGUCCAGAUCAUCGAGUAUCAAAACGGCGUCGGCACCGGCAGCACCGUAGCCGACGUCAUAACCGGCGGUGCCUUUGGCAAGGGCAUUGCCGAGCACGUCAGGGAGGCGUACUCGUUCAUAUGCGCCAACUACGAGGACGGCGACGAGAUCAUACUCGUCGGCUUCUCCAGGGGCGCCUUCACCGCCCGAAGCAUCGCCGGCAUGAUCGGGGACCUGGGCCUGCUGACCCGCAAGGGCAUGGAGUUCUUCUACCCCAUCUUCAAGGACAUGCAGAACUGGCGCACUCCGGGCUACAGGGAUCCGUUCCCGAGGAUGCCGUUCGAGAACAAGCCCAGAGGAGAAAAUGCCGAGGAGACGUACAGGGAGAUGCUUCUAUCGAAGGGCCUUACUCGAGUGCACGAAAACGGUGGUAAUGGGCCCUUGAUCAGGGUGAAGGCUGUCGCCGUCUGGGACACCGUUGGCUCGCUGGGCGUCCCAAGGACGUCGUGGUUAGAGAAGCUCGGGAUCCGCCACGUAACGCGCGAGUACAGAUUCUACGACACCAACCUGUCGGACCGCAUCGGCCAUGCCUUCCAGGCCCUGGCCCUGGACGAGCAUCGGCCGCCGUUCGCGCCCACCGUCUGGGAGCGCAAGGCCGAGAACAAGCUCACCACGGACCUCCGCCAGGUCUGGUUCCCUGGAAACCACGGCAACGUGGGAGGCGGCUGGUCCGACGAGGGCAUCGCAAACAUGUCGCUCGCGUGGAUGAUGGACCAGCUGGCCUCGGUCGACGUCGAGUUCGACGAGGCAACCAUCGACCGCAUCUUCACCAGGACACGCCAGUUCUACAGCGAGCUGGCCGGCGUCGACCCCAACGCCGAUCGCAGGCUCCUCGACAUUAAGGGCCUCAUGAGCAAGCUCUUCAGCGGCCGCGCCCUCCCCUGGGCCGUGGGGCCCAUCUACGAGACGAACGCCCCAGUCCGGCCCUGGGGGCUCGGCGCAAUCCUCCAGGCCGGGGGCUGGCUGUACAAGCUCGCGGGCCACGACAUACGCACCCCGGGAAUGUACCACAAGGUCGACUCCCUGUACGGCCGCAAGCUGCCCGCGUACCUCGAGGACACCAACGAGCGGAUCCACAGCUCGGUGCGCGUCCGCCUGGCCGUCAAGGGCCUCGGGCUCAACGACCAGGAUCACUGGGACGCCCCCGCCCUCCUGGGCAACUGGCGCCUCGCCAAGACGGACGAGCAGAUCGACGACCCCAUCCCCAGGGGCUCCAAGCUCUGGGGCCACUGGCAGACCACAAACGGCGUCGCGCCCAAGCGCCGCUCCACCGCCCCGGAGCCCCCGGUCUCGACCCUGGCCGAGGACGGCACCCUGCUGUCGCCGCCGGGCCACGACGACAAUGACGGCGGCAACAAAGGCACCGCCUCGCCUAGUGCCGAUGGCAGCCGCUGGAUCUGGGAGUACUGCGGGCCCAAGGACAAGGCGCCCCCGGAGCGCAUCAUGGUCGAGGAGCCGCUGGGCCCGUACGAGCGGCAUCUUCUCAAGCUGUCGGGCGGCGAACCCAACAUCUACGUCUUUGCCGAGGAGAGCUCGGCGGAGGCGCGGUAGAAGUAGCCCUUGGGGGCAGGGUAUAGAUUGUCUUGCUGUUGUUUUCUCCACAGCAUUGUAUCGUUUGUUGUAUUUCUUAUUCUGGUGGGUUGGUCUCGGGGGCUCCGUUUUUCGUCCUUGCUCCCUAUAUGGCUAGAUUGGUACCCAUGCUUGGACAUGGGCUUACUUCUCAUCACUAUUGUAAUCGUAAUCACCUCUUCAAGGGACAUACAUAUCAUACAUGCUAUGAAUAUCGAACCGGC
Molecule: messenger RNA, 2725 nt
Organism: Gaeumannomyces tritici R3-111a-1
Lineage: Eukaryota; Fungi; Ascomycota; Sordariomycetes; Magnaporthales; Magnaporthaceae
Exons: 4
Coding region: 723-2483 (586 amino acids)
Source: RefSeq, a predicted model, not a curated record